Messenger RNA from Salpingoeca rosetta, 2929 nucleotides. Its product is annotated as DEAD/DEAH box helicase. Gene Ontology annotation, biological process: ribosome biogenesis. The transcript is spliced from 16 exons. Gene Ontology annotation, molecular function: ATP binding; nucleic acid binding. Bases 132 to 2705 code for a protein of 857 amino acids. Gene Ontology annotation, cellular component: nucleus. Lineage: Eukaryota; Choanoflagellata; Craspedida; Salpingoecidae. The record is from RefSeq and is a predicted model, not a curated record.
ACGAAAACAAACACACACAAAGCAACAGCAGACCACGUGGGUGCAGUUGUCAGCUGACUUGUUGCUUGCUUGUGUUGAGGAGUUUGCUUGCGAUCGCUUCUUGGAUUGAGGCAGGCAGUUGAGGGGGAAGCAUGGAGAUGCAAGGGCAGAAGCAGCAGCCCAAGGGCAGGUGCACGCGGUUCAGCGAGCUGGCGUUGGCUGAGCGUUUGCAGAAGUGCAUCGCAACGCGCCUCAAGCUGGAGGAGAUGACCAAGCCGCAGCAGCUGGCGAUCCCACUCAUGCUCAAAGGCGAGGAUGUCAUGCUGCGGUCAGCCACAGGUACGGGCAAGACCCUGGCCUACGCGGUGCCCAUCAUCAACGACUUGCAGAACCUCAAGUUCCGCGUCAAGCGCUCAGAUGGGCCCCUGGCAGUUGUGCUGUGCCCAACGCGUGAGUUGGCCAAGCAGAGCUUCGAGGUCAUCAAACAACUGCUUUCGUCCUCGGUGUGGAUCGUGCCUGGUCUCCUCACUGGUGGCGAGAAGAAGAAGUCGCAGAAGGCCAGCAUUCGCAAGGGCAUCAACGUCCUCAUCGCCACCCCUGGUCGCCUUCUCGACCACAUUGAGAGCACGCAAUCGCUACAGCUCAAGAGCAUUCGCUGGCUCGUUCUCGACGAGGCCGAUCGGCUGAUGGAUGAAGGGUUUGAGAAGAGCGUGACCAAGAUUGUCAAAGCCAUGGACGAUGCCCGCAGCAAGACCAACAAGUCAAAGCGCAGGAUCAACGCCUUGGUCUCCGCCACACUCACGGACAGCGUGAAGCGCUUGGCAAAGAUGAUUCUGUCGCAGCCGAUGUUCGUGGAUGCGCACGCGGAGACAACACGGCGGCUCAAGAUCGCCAAGAAGACCCUGCACAAGAGCACAGACAGCAGCACUGGUGGUGAUGAUGGCGCGAGCAGUGGUGGCAGUGGUGGUGCAGGGAAGGGAGGAGAGGGGGACCAGUCGACGAACGCAGCCGGUAGUGGCGAACACGACGACGCGUCACAGACACGUGACCGUGACGACAGCAUCGGCGCCAACGGUGGUGACGAUGGUGACGAUGGUGAUGGUGAUGAUGACGAUGGCACAAUGAGCAGCGCCAAACGCCGGGCGGCGAGAAGAGGAGAGGCACUGAAGGAUGCGAAGACAUGGGUCAUCCCAGAGAAGCUCAAGCAGCAGGUGGCCAUCGUCCCAUGCAAGCAACGCCUCAUGUGUGUAGCGUCGCUGCUCAAGGCAACAUGCGGCUCUGGUGCACCGAAGAGCGACAAGGUGAUUGUGUUUGUGUCGUGUCGUGACGAGGUGUCGUACUACGAGAAGCUGCUCCAGCCGUACAUUCACAAGGACGCGCGCAUCGAUGACGAUGACGACAACGACCGCGGAGAUGGAGAGGAGAAGAAGCGAAGAGCAAAGGAAAAGAAGGAGAGAGACAACAAGAAAGCGAAGCUUGCACAGAGGACACAAGGCGGCGCAGACGACGGUGGCAGCCGCAAGAGCAAGGCAACGGACGCAGCAUCAACAUCAUCGUCAUCAGCAUCAUCGUCUGGUAGCGGGAAGAGCGCAAAGGCCGUCGCGUUCGUAUCAGCGAAACGCAGAAAAGACAAGCUGCCUGCAGGCACGAGCACCGCUGUCGAUGACGCCGAAGGUGACGGCGGCGACGGGCAGUUUGUUGGGUUCAAGUUUGGGUUUGGUGGUAGUGCCGGCGAUUCGAACGCUGGGCGUGGAGACAGCCACAGCAGCGGUGGUGAUGGCGCUGGGGAAGUCAAGGAUGCUGCGAUGGGCAGCGACGAGGAGGGAGAUAUGGGGGCCAGCCGCCACAACGGCGACAAUGAUGACGACAAUGAUGACGACAAUGAUGACGACAAUGAUGACGAUGACAGCGGUGAUGAGCAGGAGGAUGGUGGCCAAAACCGUGUUGCCACGUACCUGCAGGGUCUGCGCGUGUUCUUCCUUCACGGCGGAAUGCGACACAAGGAGCGCGUCAAGGCGUAUUCAAAGUUCGCCAAGGCACCCAAUGCCGCCCUCAUUUGCACAGACGUUGCUGCACGUGGUCUUGAUCUUCCAAACGUGACGUGGGUGAUACAGCUGAGUGCGCCUGCUUCGAUUGAGGACUACGUGCACCGCAUCGGCCGCACAGCUCGGUCUGGACGCGGUGGUACGUCGUUGCUGUUUCUUCUGCCAUCGGAACAGGAAUUCGUGUCCGAUGUUCUUCAGGAAAAGGGCCUCAAUCCAACACCUGUUGAGGCGUCGUCCUUGCUUGAGCGCAUGCCGCUGCACCGCGGCGCCCGCGACCACCGCGACCUCGCAAUCAGGCUUCAAAUUCACUUUGAGAAUCGCGUGUCGCACAAUCCGGAUGUUUCUGCCGCUGCGCGCCGCGCCUACUCAUCUUUCAUCAGGUCCUACGCCACAUAUCCGUCUGCGUUGAAGCACAUCUUCCACAUCUCGGCCCUCCACUUUGGCCACGUUGCAAAGUCGUUUGCUCUGCAGCAGGCGCCCUCGCAGAUUGCCGUGCUGAACCAGCGGCGCAUGACGCAGCGGCAGCAGGUGAAGCGGCGACGGGAGAUGAAGAAGACGGCAGCGCAGCAGAUGAAGAGGGGCGCACGCAAGGUCUUCGAGCGCGCAAUCGCCAGCGAGUUUGGGGGCGGUGUCAUUGACAGCAAGCGCGCAAAGACCUUCAAGAAGAGCAAGAGGAAAUAGGACACGCGUUUGUGUGCGUGCGUGUGUGUAUCUGUGCUUGUGGCGUGUGUGCGUGUGCGUGUGGGGGUGCGUGUGUAGUGGUGUUUGUGUCGCAUCAUGCCCAAUCACCCCCUCUCUUUGCACAAACGUGUCGCUGCUGGUUGUAUGGUGUGUUGUAUUGAGGAUGGUGUGGCUUGGGUGUGUGUAUGUUGUUUGUUGGGCGAAACAAGAAAAACGCACCCAGG